AUUGACAAUUUAAAGCUCUAUUUUUCCAAAUCGUAUUGUCAUUAUAAGUAUAAAAUUCAAAAAAAAUAUUUUGAACUUUAGCCAUAAUGCUGCAUCUACGUUUUGUAUUACGAUUAAACAGUAAACCUGAAACAUAUAAAUACACACAACGCUUUUAUGCGAAGGAAGUUAAAUUUGGCCCCAAUGUUAGAUCGGUAAUGCUUCAAGGAGUCGACGUUCUUGCCAACGCUGUUGCUGUGACUUUGGGACCCAAAGGUCGCAAUGUUAUUAUAGAACAAAAAUUUGGACCACCGAAAAUAACUAAAGAUGGUGCGACUGUAGCUAAAAGCAUAGAGUUGAAAAACAAAUUUCAAAACAUUGGUGCGAAACUCUUACAAAAUAUAGCAAAUAAGACUAACGAGGAAGCUGGAGAUGGUACCACAACAGCUACAGUUUUAGCUCGUGCUAUAGCAAAAGAAGGUUCCGACAGUAUUUUAAAAGGCGCAAAUCCAAUUGAAAUCAGAAAAGGUAUUAUUUUAGCUGUUGAUGUCGUCACAGAAAAACUAAAGGCAAUGUCGAGAUUAGUUCAAACCCCUCAAGAGAUAGAACAAGUCGCUACAUUGUCUGCCAAUGGUGAUUCAUCUGUUGGAAAACUUAUUACAGCAGCUAUAAAUAACGUAGGAAAAGAUGGUGUUGUAGCAGUUAAAGAAGGUAAAACCUUAAAAAAUGGUUUAGAAAUAAUUGAAGGGAUGUCUUUCCAACGAGGAUUUAUUUCUCCUUAUUUUAUUAAUUCCGUUAAGGGGCCUAAGGUUGAGUAUACUGACGCCCUUGUUCUUUAUUCUGAAAAGAAAAUAUUUACUGCCCAACAAAUUAUUCCUGCUCUAGAGAUUGCAGGGACACAUAAAAAACCAUUACUUAUUAUAGCCGAAGAUUAUGAAACAGAACCUUUAUCUGUGUUAGUCCUUAACAAAUUAAAGAUUGGUUUACCAGUGGUAGCCGUUAAAAGUCCCGGUAUAGGUCAACACAGAAAGAAUCUGUUAGAAGAUAUGGCGACAGCUACAGGAGGUGUCGUUUUUGAAGAUAAUGCUAAUUUGAUCCGACUUGAAGAUUGCCAAUUAGAAAGUCUAGGCAGAGUUGGAGAAAUAGUUAUUACAAAAAAUUCGACAUUGAUGCUUAAAGGAGAAGGUGAUAAGAAGGAGAUAACACAGCGCAUUGAACAGAUUCGAGCGGAGUUUGAAAAUACAAAAAGCGAUUUUGAUAAGAAGCGCUUAUUGGAACGCAUAUCAAUGUUAAAAUCUGCAGUAGCUGUUUUGCUUGUAGGAGGUAGUAGCGAAGUAGAAAUUGGUGAAAAAUCAGAUCGCAUCAACGAUGCUCUUAGCGCCACACGUGCUGCAAUUGCUGAAGGCAUUGUUCCGGGAGGUGGUGUUGCAUAUUUACGAUGUAUUCCUGAUUUAAAAGAAAUAAAACCGAGCAAUCAAGACCAGGCUACUGGAAUAGAGAUUGUCAAAAGAGCUCUUAAUGCUCCUUGUUUCACAAUCGCACAAAAUGCAGGGCUCGAAGCACCACUGAUCGUUUCUAAAGUGAAUUCUAUGUGUAAUGGAUGGGGUUACGAUGCACUAAAUAAUGAGUUUGUUAAUUUAUAUGAUAAAGGUAUAGUAGAUCCAACUAAAGUAGUGAGGACCGCACUAAGAGAUGCUAGUGGCAUUGCAUCUUUACUUACUACCGCAGAAGCUGUUAUUUGUGACUUUUCGAAAACUGAAGAAAAACCCAUGAAACUUCGUGAUCGUAAUCGAGAAAUGUCCUUCGCAAACACGUGUUGAUUUAUAAUAUUAUUAAAAGUAUAAAAUUAAAUGGCUAUUAAUAAAA
This is a messenger RNA of Papilio polytes (common Mormon), 1845 nucleotides long. Its product is annotated as 63 kDa chaperonin, mitochondrial-like. Gene Ontology annotation, molecular function: ATP binding; ATP-dependent protein folding chaperone; protein-folding chaperone binding. Bases 87 to 1799 code for a protein of 570 amino acids. Gene Ontology annotation, biological process: mitochondrial unfolded protein response; protein refolding; apoptotic mitochondrial changes. Gene Ontology annotation, cellular component: mitochondrial inner membrane; mitochondrial matrix. The transcript has a single exon. Lineage: Eukaryota; Metazoa; Arthropoda; Insecta; Lepidoptera; Papilionidae. The record is from RefSeq and is a predicted model, not a curated record.